Messenger RNA from Boleophthalmus pectinirostris (great blue-spotted mudskipper), 2043 nucleotides. Its product is annotated as plexin domain-containing protein 1-like. Lineage: Eukaryota; Metazoa; Chordata; Actinopteri; Gobiiformes; Gobiidae. The transcript is spliced from 13 exons. The record is from RefSeq and is a predicted model, not a curated record. The coding region runs from base 132 to 1538 and encodes 468 amino acids.
GUUAGGCGGGGGGAGCGGAGGAGUGAGGAACCCCGCAAGUCCAGCAAUAGGAACAGCAGCAGUAGACACAGAAAAGGGGCUGAAAAGAAGACCAAAACACUAAUAAAAGUUGGAGUUUGGACUGGUGGGACAUGGGGGUCUGGGCUGUCCUCCUUAUCUCUCUGUCCCAGGUUGAUUUGGGACGAGUAUGGUCACAAGAGCAAGAAGAUGCUUUGGUGAGCUGGGCGUCAUGGCGGACAGAUGAAGAGGCGACUGGUGUGCAAAAGAGAGAGACUCUGCACAGAGAAGCACGAAGCACAGUGGACACCAGUUCACUGUCGGUCAAUAUUACAAAAGUACUGGAGGACAACCAGAAUUACUACAGAUGGGAGAGUUAUGGACCCAAAGACAGACGAACAGAGGAACUGUGGGUAAAUUUGAGUGCGAGUCAAAUCAGAAUCCAUGGCAUCUUAUCCAACACACACCGACAAGCUGCGCGAGUAGCACUUUCCUUUGAUUUCCCCUUUUAUGGACACCACUUGAGACAAAUUAUUAUAGCAACAGGAGGCUUUAUCUUCAUGGGAGAGGUCAUUCACCAGAUGCUGACGGCUACACAAUAUGUCGCUCCACUAAUGGCCAAUUUUGACCCCAGUUUUUCAUCAAGCUCCACUGUGAGGUACUCGGACAAUGGAAAUCUCUUUGUGGUAGAGUGGGAUAAAGUGCGACUAAAAGACAGAGAAAACGAAGGAGCAUUUACAUUUCAAACCGUUCUUCACAAAAAUGGGAAAAUUGUUUUUAACUACAAAGAGAUCCCUAUUUUAGUGGCGGAAAUGAAUUCCACUGACCAUCCGGUGAAAGUGGGGCUCUCUGAUGCUUUCCUGGCCUUAGUGCCCUCCUCACUCAAUUCAGGUUCAACACAGCACACAAUCUACGAGUAUCAUCGUGUAGAAAUUGACCCCACGAAGAUUGUCAGUCAAUCUGCCAUUGAGAUUAUACCUUUGCCGACUUGUUCUCAGCACACAACAUGUGAACUGUGCAUGACAUCUAAUCUAACAACGGGCUGCGGAUGGUGCAACACAGUUCAAAGAUGCUCUGAUGGCAUAGACCGGCACAGACAAGAGUGGCUUGAAUUUAACUGUCCAGAAGAGUCAAAAGGCAGAUGUGAGGAUUAUAACCCAGUACCUGAGGAAACCACAGUGUCUCAUCUCGAGUCCUCUCCAACAGCUUCAACAAAGAAAGCAGCCAAGCUCGAAGACCACCCAUCCACCACAGAUGAAGAGUCCGACCCUUCUGAUGCCUCUGGGAUAUCGGAGAACACAGCAAUCAUCGCAGGGGUAGUGGCUGCUUUGGUUGUGCUCGUGGUUUUGACUCUACUGGCUGUGUACUACAUCAACACACACCCCACAGUGGCCCCACCAUUCUACCUCAUGCAGCGACACACAAACAACUACUGGCCCUCUAUGAAGUUUCGAAACCAGGGCUGCCACUCCAGUUAUGCUGAGGUUGAACUUGGAAGUCACGAAAAGGAAGGUUUCAUCGAAGCUGAACCAUGUUUUUAAUGGAUCUAGAAAAAAAUAUAUAGUGACACAAAAGGACAUAUUUUUGGACCUUUUGUUGAUGACUGUGGGAGACCUAGCCACCCACCGACUGGCUCCCUCCAUCCUCGGAUACUGGAUGGUGAUUACUGAAGCGGCCUCUGGUUUUACACAAGGGAAUUUCUAAAUAUCUGACGGCUGGUGAAGGAAAGCCUGGAAAAAGAAGACAUUUACAGUGCUGGGUGGGAAUAUGUGUAUAAAAUUAUCAUCAGGGAAAUGUGAGGGAACAAAUCAAACAAGCCUUCAUACUGCAAAUCCAUGUACAGAUCAAAUUUAUGAUGUGUAUUACAUUUUCUUUGUGUUCAUUUGUGUGAGAAUAUGUUGGUUUACAUUUAUUAAAAUUCCUAAAAAGUAUAAUAGCCUAGUAAUUUUGAAUUCUGGAAAAUUUUUGAUUUGUUUGAAUAGAUAUGAUGAAUGAACUUUCUUUGAUUAAUUAUGUUUUGUCUUUUAAUAAAAGCUGAAAAAUGUA